This is a messenger RNA of Kwoniella shivajii, 1239 nucleotides long. RefSeq lists its product as uncharacterized. The record is from RefSeq and is a predicted model, not a curated record. NCBI's taxonomy places the organism in Eukaryota, Fungi, Basidiomycota, Tremellomycetes, Tremellales, Cryptococcaceae. Bases 1 to 1239 code for a protein of 412 amino acids. The transcript is spliced from 7 exons. Gene Ontology annotation, cellular component: membrane.
AUGAUCGGGCAUAUGCUGUUCAGUACUAGUCUCUUCCGCCUUCUUCUUGUUCACUGUCCAAUAUGUGAUGACUUGGCUAUCGUGUCUGAGCAACAAAGCUGGGUAAUUACUUUGUAUGCGGUCACGUUCGCCUCUUCUUUUGCGUCUUGGGGACGUGUUAGCGAUAUACUAUCACCCAAACUUGUUUUCUGUUAUGGCUUUCUUACCGUAGUAUUUGCAAAUCUCAUUCUUUCUUUUUUGCAAUGUAACACCGCCACCAUCAUCGCAGGCAUUAUCGAGUUCAUACCAAAUCAAGCCAAAUGCAAUCUUGGAGAUUGUUUUUCCGAAUUGUCGCCGCUGUUCGUAUGCCUUCCACAAUAUGUGGCUUCCUCCUCAUCCCGGUUGAAGAUUUCAAGGCUACAUACAUCGAAGCGAUCUUGGGUGGAGUUGACGAAACGGCUGGAUCCGGUUGGGAUCAGCACACUGCUAUCUUCGAUCAUCCUGCUCAUCUUAGGAUUGACUUUGGGUGCUUCCUACGGUUGGACGUGUGCAGGGUUUCUAGCUCCUCUGAUUCUCGGAGCCUUACUCCUCCCAAUAUUUUUCUGGUGGGAAUCAACGCUUCCCGAUGAGUACGCCAUAUUACCGUCUUCAGUGUGGCGUAUUCCGAACGUCGCUGUUCUCGUCGUCUUUGCGUUGAUCACUCUCGGGUGGUGGGCGGUCAAUUUCAUACCUUUCAUUGAAUUAUACCACAAAGUUCACGGUGAACGGAUGAUCAUCGCCGCCGUGCGAACUUUACCAGAGGGGAUCAUAGCUGGAAUCGUCAGUGUAUUGUACAUUACGCAACCUGGACUCCUCGCUCAGCCUCGCUAUCCUAUCAUUAUCGCCAUGUGCCUCUGUGUCGCCGCAUAUGCUAUGUGGUGUCAGGCCCCCAGCUUGAUAGGUAGUGAUUACUGGCGGUAUAUCUUUCCUGGUAUGAUUAUCGGCUCCGGAGGGAUGCAGGUGGUGCUCCUGAGUACCAAUGUCGGUAUCAUGCUCGCCGCUCCUCCAGAGAGAACGGGAACAGUCGGCGCUAUCUUACAAAUGUCGAUGCAAACCAGCAGCGUUUUUGCGUUAUCGAUUCAGGCUGGUUUGUUGACAUUGCACCCAGGCGGGCUGGAAGAUCUGCGUAAUGUUCAUGCUUCAUGGUAUUUCGAGAUGGGUUGGACAGCGCUCUGGCUUGUAGGAUUCGUCAUAUUCUACCGUCCUAGCAAAAGAGCCUGA